AUCCUCGCUUCAAAUAGACAAAUGACAACCUGAACUGAAAGACUCUAGAUUUUCUAAGUACACUUGCAAACAAUUUAGAAAUGGCAUCGCGUGUGCUGUCCACGGCCUUGCUGACUCCUCCGGAAUUCAUCAAACCCUCUUCAAGCUGCUCCUUUUGUUUGCCCUCAAAAAGAGUUUUGAUUAAUUCCAAUAGAAGUUUGAAGUGCAAAGCGGUUGGUGAAAGCUCUCAGGGCUCUUUUGAUCAGACGGUUUACAACGGUGUUUAUGGCCCUUGGACUGUUGAAUCCUCCGAUGUGAGAGAGGUGAUUUUGUAUCGGUCAGGACUCGUAACUGGUGCUGCAUCAUUUGUGGUUGCAGCGUCAGCUGCCUUCUUACCCGCUGACUCAUUGUUGAGUGAAAUGAUCAAGCAAAAUCUUGACUUGUUUUACAUGCUAGGAGCUGGCGGGCUAGGCCUAUCAUUAGUUUUGAUUCACAUCUAUGUGACUGAGAUUAAGCGCACCCUUCAGGCACUCUGGGCACUUGGUGUUGUUGGAUCUUUGGCAACGUAUACAGCACUUGCUCGACCUGCUGGUGAAAAUUUGGUGCAAUAUGUUAUAGAUAACCCAACUGCUGUCUGGUUUGUCGGUCCUCUCUUUGCUGCUCUAACAGGACUUGUCUUCAAAGAAGGCCUCUGCUACGGAAAGCUAGAAGCUGGAAUUCUUACAUUCAUUAUACCAACAGUACUUCUGGGUCACCUGACUGGGUUGAUGGAUGAUGGCAUAAAACUUACUCUUCUAGGCUCAUGGAUGGCACUCUUUGUCAUAUUUGCUGGAAGAAAGUUUACGCAGCCUAUUAAGGAUGACAUCGGUGACAAAUCUGUCUUCACAUUCAAUUCUCUCUCAGAGGAUGAAAAGAAGGCCUUGGUUGAGAAGUUUGAGCAGCAAAAGUACAGUGAGAAACUUAAUAACUGAUUGAGUGCGAAAACACAAACCCUAUAUUGUGAAUAUUUUUGCUACAUUUAGGGACAAGUUUGAGGAACUCUUGGAACUUGUUCUGUGAAUACAACAUAAUGUUGCUGAUUUUUGUGAUAUUUUCUGUUGAGUCUUCACAUCUGCAAGUUCUGUAGAAAGAAUUCUUAAGAUAUUAUAAGUGCAAUUUUGUCUUGUAUAAAAGCAAAUGCAAUUGAAUUCCCCAAA
This is a messenger RNA of Mangifera indica (mango), 1175 nucleotides long. RefSeq lists its product as uncharacterized. The transcript has 5 exons. The record is from RefSeq and is a predicted model, not a curated record. Lineage: Eukaryota; Viridiplantae; Streptophyta; Magnoliopsida; Sapindales; Anacardiaceae. Gene Ontology annotation, cellular component: chloroplast. The coding region runs from base 81 to 950 and encodes 289 amino acids.